Micropterus dolomieu (smallmouth bass) is the source of this 2725-nucleotide messenger RNA. It is a transcript of the gene slc33a2, whose product is annotated as major facilitator superfamily domain containing 3. Gene Ontology annotation, molecular function: acetyl-CoA transmembrane transporter activity. Gene Ontology annotation, cellular component: membrane. Lineage: Eukaryota; Metazoa; Chordata; Actinopteri; Centrarchiformes; Centrarchidae. The record is from RefSeq and is a predicted model, not a curated record. The transcript has 4 exons. The coding region runs from base 292 to 1275 and encodes 327 amino acids.
CUUUUACAGAACGAAACAGACACGACCCCGUCUCGAUUUGCCAUCCGCAAAAGGGGGAUUGCUGUCACAGAACCUGGCAACCUCACUGCUCAUACGUACCCCAACUAUAAAACAAGCGGAGCAUCUUCUUCGGUUGGCUAAGGCUAGGAUAACCAACUUUCUUUCCCAGUCAGUCAGUUCAUCUGGGUCAGUCAGUCCAUUUGAAGUGAUCCCAACACAACCAAAGAUAAUGACAAUGACCUCACCGAUGCACCGCUGCAGUGUCUGAGGAUCACUUUUGGAGGUUGGAUCAUGAAUGAUAAACUGGUCUUCCUUGGCCUGCUUUACUUUGUCCAGGGCAUCCCCUAUGGUCUCCAGUCUUCCUUGCUUCCUGUCUUCCUGCGUGGAGCUGGUCACUCCCUCACCCGCAUCGGUUUCACCAAGAUCCUCUACUUCCCCUGGGUCCUCAAGGUGUUCUGGGCCCCUUUGGUGGACCGGGUCGGCACCAAGCGUCGCUGGCUGGUGGGCACAGUUUCUGGCCUGGCUCUGACAUGCCUCUCCAGUGCUGCCUUGGCCCCGGAAGCACAUAUCUGGGGAGUAGCAGGAACCCUGCUGGCCAUGAACACCUUGGCCUCCGUACAAGAUAUUGCUGUAGAUGGGGCCGCGGUGGGGUUGUUGAAAGGUCGCGGGGAGCUGGGGCUUGGCAAUACAGCCCAGGUCGUGGGCUAUAAAGCUGGAUCUGUGUUUGCUGGAGGGGGGCUGCUGGCUGUGAUUGACGUGGCUGGAUGGAGCUGGAUGUUUAUGCUGCUGACGUUUGUGUACGCGGGCGUGGCUCUGUUUGUGUGGGGGGCCCCUGUGCUGGAUGAUGAGAGUUUGAGGGGCCAGCAAGCAGAUGGCAGCAGGAGGGGAGGGCAGGGAGCAGACGCCAUGAGGCCAUGGAGGGUGUGGAGGAAGCUGCUGGCAGUGCCUGGCACCCCUUGGACAAUCCUGUAUGUGCUGACAUACAAACUAGGUCCCCUCGCCACUUGCCUGAAAACCUCCAGUGCUUAUACAUGCACUCCGGUGCUUCGAACUCCCAGUACGGGCAGAGCGACCCACUACAGUUUCCUGGCAACUCUGGAGGUGCUGGGGAAGCUGAUGUUCAGCGCUCUGGCCGGAGGCAUGGUGGAUUGGUUUGGUUUCCAAGUGGCCUUCCUCUUCUUCCUCACCCUCUCCGCCGGGACAGCAUUGCAUGUAUGGACGGCUACCUUCACUGGUGCUCUCAGGGAACACCAGCUCAAAGAACAGCCCAAGUGAGAUCAGGCUGAGGGUGACAAGUCCUGAUUUGGGGCAUCUGCUGGUGCUGAAAAUGUGUUAGAAUAACUUGAGUUUGACCACCAGUAUUCAGACACCUCAAAAGUCUUUGAAUUAAAUAUAACACUCAUGACUUCAACACAUCAUUUCAGUAUAGGAGAUCUUGAAUAAGUUGACUUUCCUCUUCUUCCGCCAUUUUUUUUAAGGAGAAAUCAGCCAUGCGGUUAAGUACUCUGUUCCAGAGUGUUUUUUUGUCAUUUCACUGGCAAAACUGGCCUUACAUUUUAUUUAUUUUGCAUUUGAAAUAUCCGGAAAGUCUUAAUAUUUACAGUAACGUGAUGAAACUUGCAGAUAGUGUGUAAGUAAGGACGAGCAAUUUGAGUUUGCUGUGUUGAGUUUUUUGGACCGGAUGGGACUGGUGCAUCCAGUCAGUGUGAUGAAUUGAUGUGGUUUAGCUUGUCAGGCAGUGAUGUACAGUCAGACUGUAUUAAGAGUUGAGAAGUACUUCGGGAAAAAUAAUCAAAGCUGUUUUUUAAAUCAUCUGAGCCAUUUUAAUGUGAUAAUAAGCCAGCAAUAAGAGCUGUAGCCAAAAGCAAUAUCACUACUUUGUGAUGCUUGUUUGAUCACAUUGUGCUGUACAUGUUCGUCGGCCUCUUGAGUUGGAUUGUUUACACUUAUAAAUGAAUUCAUCUCUACUACCUCGUAUCAGCACUGUAUGGUAUGAUACACAGGAGGUGAAUGUACAGGAGCUGCACCAAGUAGAGUCACUCAUUCACAAUAAAUAGUUGCAACUUAUACGCUAUGUUACCUGAGCAACAACAGUUAACCAAAGUAGGUUUGUAGUUACUGCGACUGUUUCUUUUUAGAAAGGUAAAUAAACAUGCAGUUCAGCUGUUGAAUGAGGAGCAUUUAUUCAGUUUAAUUAACCACAGAUUUUCAGAGUAAAAUCCCUUUCCCUUUGGAAAAGAACCUUGACAGCUUACUUCUUGUAGGAAACCCCAGCCUUACACACUGUCUCAGUUUUUCAAUCAAGAAUCAGACUAGACAAUAAAUUCUGAAAAUAAUGUAUAAGACCAAUACCAAUGGCAAAUUGCAGUUUUUGAUAAAGUUGUUUCUUUUACUUUUGUGUUUUAUGUUUGAAAAAUGUCAACAAAAUAUGCUGUAACUCUCUGUGGGUACUGUAUACUAUAUAAAAUAAUUUUCUCCAGGCUCAAAAUACGAACGAAACAGCUGCUCUGUGGGAAAAUGUAUUGCUAGAAAUUAAGUCUUAAAUUGAUAAGGGAGGCAGAUUAGUGUACAUAAAGGCAGCAGUCUCAGCAAAUUAACCCAAAAUAACAUUUUUUAAAAACAGCUGCUUUCACCCACAUAAUAAAUAAAGGGACGCCAUACCACAUCAUUACUGGUUCAUCCACGUAGCCAGAGAUUUGCACAAAAAAUAAAGCUGCUGAGUGAA